GGAGGUAUAAUACUUUGUCAUUAUGAGAUGUCGUCUCUCGGUGCUUCCUUUGUGCAAAUUAAAUUUGAUGACUUGCAGUUUUUCGAAAACUGUGGAGGAGGGAGUUUUGGGAGUGUUUAUCGAGCCAGAUGGAUAUCACAAGACAAGGAAGUGGCUGUAAAGAAGCUGCUCAAGAUAGAGAAAGAGGCAGAAAUACUCAGUGUCCUCAGUCACAGAAACAUCAUCCAGUUUUAUGGAGUAAUUCUUGAACCACCCAACUAUGGUAUCGUAACAGAAUAUGCUUCUCUAGGAUCAUUGUAUGAAUACAUAAACAGUAAUAGAAGUGAAGAAAUGGAUAUGGAGCAUAUUAUGACUUGGGCCACUGAUGUGGCUAAAGGGAUGCACUAUUUACAUAUGGAGGCUCCAGUCAAGGUGAUUCACAGAGAUCUCAAAUCAAGAAAUGUUGUUAUAGCUGCCGACGGAGUAUUAAAGAUCUGCGAUUUUGGUGCCUCACGGUUCCAUAACCAUACAACACAUAUGUCCUUAGUAGGCACUUUUCCAUGGAUGGCCCCAGAAGUUAUCCAGAGUCUUCCAGUUUCUGAAACAUGUGAUACAUAUUCUUAUGGUGUGGUUCUCUGGGAGAUGCUAACAAGGGAGGUCCCCUUUAAAGGUUUGGAAGGAUUACAAGUAGCUUGGCUUGUAGUGGAAAAAAACGAGAGAUUAACCAUUCCCAGCAGUUGCCCCAGAAGCUUUGCUGAAUUGCUCCAUCAGUGUUGGGAAGCUGAUGCUAAGAAACGUCCAUCAUUCAAACAAAUCAUUUCAAUUCUGGAGUCUAUGUCAAAUGAUACUAACCUUCCUGACCAGUGUAACUCAUUCCUGCAUAAUAAGGCGGAAUGGAGAUGUGAAAUUGAGGCAACACUUGAGAGGCUAAAGAAACUGGAGCGAGAUCUCAGCUUUAAGGAGCAGGAAUUGAAGGAGAGAGAGAGGCGCCUGAAGAUGUGGGAGCAAAAGCUGACAGAGCAGUCCAAUACCCCUCUGCUGCCAUCCUUUGAGAUUAGUGCAUGGACAGAAGAAGAUGUGUACUUUUGGAUGCAACAACUCACCAGAAAAGGUGACUCUUCAGAAGAAAUGAGUAUAUAUGCAACCUUGUUUAAGGAAAAUAACAUCACCGGAAAACGGCUCCUUCUUCUUGAUGAGGAGGACUUGAAGGACAUGGGCAUCAUCUCUAAGGGACAUAUUAUUCAUAUAAAGUCAGCCAUUGAGAAGUUAACAAAUGAUUACCUCAACUUAUUUCACUUUCCACCACUAACGAAGGAUUCAGCAGGUGAACUAGAAGAAAAUGAAGAAAAAGUUGUGAAUCUGGAACUUGUUUUUGGUUUUCACUUAAAGCCAGGGACUGGCCCACAGGAUUGCAAGUGGAAAAUGUAUAUGGAGAUGGAUGGGGAUGAAAUUGCGGUAACCUACAUAAAGGAUGUGACAUUCAACACUAACCUACCUGAUGUAGAGACUUUAAAGAUGACAAAGCCUCCAUUUGUAAUGGAAAAGUGGAUUGUGGGAAUCCUUCCAAAUCAGACCGUUGAGUACAUUGUGACAUAUGAGAGCGAUGUUAGAUCUCCAAAAAGUAGUAAACAUAUCCAUUCAAUUCAGUGGAGCAAAACGAAACCUGAAGAUGAAGUAAAGGCAGUAAAGCUUGUAAUUCAGACAUUAUUCCUCAACUCGGAGGGCAAUGCUGGAAGCAGAUCGAACUCAAAUACAGAUUGCCAGUGGUUAAAUACCCUGAGAAUGCGGCAAAUUGCUUCCAACCCUUCUUCCUUUCAACGUUCUCAGAGCAAUCCUAUUACUGCUGGGUCACAGUUCCUGCCUUUCCUUCAUAACCAAGCUUCUUAUGCUGCAGCUGUCCAGAGAACACAGGCACCCAUUAAAUAUUACCAAAUCACGCCUAUAAAUCAUUCCCGAAGUUCAUCUCCUACUCAGUAUGGAUUGACUAAAAACUUCUCUUCCCUGCAUCUAAAUUCCAGGGACAGUGGUAUUUCUAGCAUUAAUUCUGAUACCUCUUCUGACAGGUGUCAGUAUUCUGGGAGAAGCAGGAAUAAAUCUAAUCGAGGAAGUGUAUCUCUUAAUUCUUCCCCCAAGGGAAGAUACAGUGGGAAAAGCCAACACUCUGCUCCUUCAGCAGAAAGGUACUCUGGGAAAUUCUUUAGAGUCUCUCAAUCAGUGCUCAGUCCACAUCAGUCGCCGGACUCUAGAAAGAGCCCAAAUAACCUCCAUCAAACUAGGACCAUCCCAGGGAUGCCUGUGAACACUGGGAACACUGAAAAUGACUCAAAAGCAAAUGAAGAUGAGAGCAAAGUUAAUGAAGGUGGAUGGACAAAAGUAGAAUAUCGCAAAAAGCCUCACCGGCCUGUUCCUGUCAAAACUAAUAAAGAAAGAGCUAGAGGAGCCUAUCGAGGCCGGAGAAAUUUUUGAUGCAUAGUUAGCUGAUUUUAUUUUCUAAACAGAGUCUUUGUGAUGGAUUUUGCUAGUGUGGUGCCUUCCACUGAACUUUUAUUUAAAACCUCAACAGUAUGUUAGCUUUGGUCAAGGGAAAAGGAAAUGGAGUACCACCUCUUCCAGAGAUGGUGGUCAAAUGGAAAACAGAUCUGAAGUUCUCAGUCUCUAAGCAUGGUUCUCAUUUGGGGAAGGGAAAGGGUUAGAGAGAUGUGGAGAGUUUCUGGUUUGAAAAAUCAAGGAGAAUUUUUCAUUCAGAUUUUUUUUCUGGAUUAACAUUUGCCAUUCAGAAGAAAAAAUGCCGUUG
Gracilinanus agilis (Agile Gracile Mouse Opossum) is the source of this 2773-nucleotide messenger RNA. It is a transcript of the gene MAP3K20, whose product is annotated as mitogen-activated protein kinase kinase kinase 20. The transcript is spliced from 19 exons. Gene Ontology annotation, cellular component: cytoplasm. The coding region runs from base 28 to 2445 and encodes 805 amino acids. Gene Ontology annotation, biological process: protein phosphorylation. The record is from RefSeq and is a predicted model, not a curated record. Gene Ontology annotation, molecular function: protein binding; ATP binding; protein kinase activity. NCBI's taxonomy places the organism in Eukaryota, Metazoa, Chordata, Mammalia, Didelphimorphia, Didelphidae.